AUGCCGAAGUUGAAAGAGUCUUUGAAGAUAAGUAGAAAUCUUCUGAAUGAGUUGGUUAAUGUGUGGGUUGAGAGGAGAGGAGGUUUUGCACUUAAUAAAGAAAUUGUUAGAUUUUCUUUAUUAGAUGUAUGCUUAGGUUUAGGGUUACGGGUUGUUGGAACUAAACUUGAUUUGGAUGAGUGUUUUGUUGAGAGUCAGUGUAGGAAACACUUUGAUGAUGAAAACGUUGAUGUCAAAAUGGUUUAUGAAUUCUUAAUGCAACAUCAUGGAGAUUUAACUGUAGUUGAUUUUUGUAGAUUGUAUGUUUUGAUAGGAAUAUGUGAGUUUCUAUUGUCUAGUCGCAGGGGUAGAAUUUUUCCGAUAUUGUUCAACAUUGUGGAUGACUUUGGAAGUCUUGGAAAAUAUAAUUGGGGUAGUCUUGUGUAUGAGUACUUGGUUGAGAGUCUAUACACUGCUUCAUUGUUGUUGAGCGACGAAGGAAAUGCGAAAUACUUUCAUGUGGAUGGUUGUGUUUAUUUGUUACAGUUAUGGGCUUUUGAGCAUUUGUUGAUUUGGAAGAGAAAGGGAGGAACUCCCAGCAGCCGAUUUCCACGAAUAUUGCAUUGGAUGGAUGUUAAAGUUGGGGAUUCCGUAGUUAGUCGUAGUUUGAAGAAAAAAGCGGUUUUGCAUGACGUUGUCGUGUCAGAAGAAGAGCUUAAACAUGUAGUUGUCCAAGAAGGUUUUCAUGAAUAUGGGUGUGGAUUUGGCAAGGUUGAAAGGAGAAGUGAAGGAGGGUGUUCUUCACAAGACAAGGAAGAGCUUAUGCGUGAAAUUUUAGAACAAGAAGUCGUUAUUGAGGAACUUAAGCAAUCAAUUGAUCUUCUAAAAACAAAGAUGAAGGAGAGGAGGAAAAAACCGCCUACGAAAUAUGAUCCAUGUUAUGGCACAAAUGGUUGUGCUUCUCAAACACAUGAUCAUAGUUUUGAUUUGGGAGGCAAGUCUGUCGAGGAAGAUGAUGAAAUUCAUAAAAGCAAUGACAUGUGUGACGAAAUGGAGGAAAGCAAUAUGUAUGCGCGAAUGAAGCAUCAACCCCGCACACGUUACAAAAGUCGUUCUAUUCGAACUCCGUUUGCGAGUUAUGGGAUAAGGAGGUUGAAGAAAUAG
Molecule: messenger RNA, 1143 nt
Organism: Vigna unguiculata (cowpea)
Lineage: Eukaryota; Viridiplantae; Streptophyta; Magnoliopsida; Fabales; Fabaceae
Source: RefSeq, a predicted model, not a curated record